This is a messenger RNA of Diachasma alloeum, 1715 nucleotides long. RefSeq names its product protein phosphatase PTC7 homolog. The record is from RefSeq and is a predicted model, not a curated record. The transcript has 5 exons. Lineage: Eukaryota; Metazoa; Arthropoda; Insecta; Hymenoptera; Braconidae. The coding region runs from base 390 to 1298 and encodes 302 amino acids.
GGGUGCGUCAGGAGGCCGCCCGCAUGUGACUAUAUAUAUAUUAAGUGCUCUUUAGACCUUUGCAAGUGAUGUGUUCCCCAAAACGACUGUGAAGCCUCACGAACGCUCCAAAAAUAUCCAUCAAUAAAUCAUCCACCCCAUCCUCACCAUCUCGAGCCCCCAAUCACCCCUAAACGCCAACCCUCAAGUGAAACUUCGACUUUCCACCCCGAGUUAACCCCAAACAUGAUCUCAAAAAUUUGUUAUUUCUCUUUGACUUUCUGCAGCGUUUGACUCUUCCACUAAUAACAACAUUCAAAAAAACUAGUCAAAAAGAAUUUCCCGAUGGUCAUGGGGGCCUCAAAGUUAUAGUUAAUGUGUAAUUAAACAGUGAAAAAUUAAAGGUGAAGAUGCAAUCGAUUUAUUGGACUGGGAGACUGAUAUCACGGGCUAUAUGGAGUGGAAUAACAAAUUAUACAUCAGCUGCAGAUCCAGCGUUGAAGAAACGCGAGGUAUCACUGGUAUCAGCUGUCUGUGGCUUCCCAAAGGACUUUGGCCGCGGCAGAAUAAGCAAGGGACAAUUCGGUGAUGAUGCGUGGUUCAAUGCUAAAUUCAAAGCCGUCGAAGUCAUCGGUGUUGCUGAUGGCGUUGGCGGUUGGAGACAAUAUGGCAUUGAUCCAGGCGAAUUUUCAAGUUUCCUAAUGAGAACCUGCGAACGUCUAGUCUCUAUGGGUCGCUUUGUACCGUCAGAACCAGCUGGGUUAUUAGCACGAAGCUAUUAUGAACUGUUAGAGAAUAAGCAACCAAUUUUAGGAAGCAGUACUGCUUGUGUAAUCGUGUUAAAUAAAGAAACAAGCAGUAUUUAUGCUGCAAAUAUUGGUGACAGUGGUUUCGUCAUUGUGAGAAAGGGUGAAGUUGUUCAUCGUUCCUCCGAGCAACAACACUAUUUCAAUACUCCCUUUCAACUUUCUUUGCCACCACCAGGACACUCGGGACAUGUUUUGAGUGACAGUCCUGAAUCUGCUGAUACCUCGAGCUUUGGAGUUGAGGAUGGUGAUGUGAUACUACUUGCAACUGAUGGUGUUUUUGAUAAUGUCCCUGAUCAGUUACUAGUCACAGAGAUGAGAAAAGUCGAGGGCGAGAAAGAUCCAACGAAAAUCCAAGGGGUGGCUAAUACGAUUGCUUGGAUGGCACGUAGUCUGGCUUUUGAUGGUGCCUUCAUGUCGCCGUUUGCACAGAGUGCUAGAAAAAAUGGAAUUGAUGCCAUUGGUGGAAAACCAGACGACAUUACGGUGCUCCUAGCUACAGUGGCCAUUUAAUAAACCCAGAAGCCUGUACAAUAGAUAAUUACCCGAUAAUUAUGAUUUCCCCAUUCACAGCCACUGAUCAUUGUAUUAUACUUCAUUUCAUACAUCAAGUGUAAUAAAUGUUUUCUUCUUUCGUGAUAAGUUACAAUUGUUUUGAUCAGAAUGAAAAAACCUCGAAAAUGUAAAAAAAAAUUCUCAAAAUCAAAAUUCAGAACCAAAUUUUAAAAACGUCAUUUCCAUUUACUAGAAAUUAAUUCUUUCUUUUCAUUAAUCUCUUUUUGUAUAUUUUUUGGUUCUAUAUGAAUUGUUGUGUUUUGUUUAUUUAUAAAUUUUAUCUUUUUUUUGCCUCGAUCAAAAGCAAUAACUGGAGUAGUUAAUAAGAGCUAAAAUUGUAUACUUCAAUCUGUAUAAAAAUGAAACCAGUGAAAA